AUGCUGCCUGCAACUUUCAAACUGUGCGCUGGCAUUUCCUACCGGCACAUGAGGAACAUGAGAGGUUUGAGAAAGAAUGCAAUUGUGGCUCUUCACCAUGAACUGGACAGACUUGCAGGUCCAUGCCCCAGUAACUGGAUUACCCAAGUGCGGAGACGAAGUUCCCUCCUCAGUUCUCCGAUCAGAGAAGAAAUUGGAUACAGUGAGGAGGAAAUGUCAUAUGUGAAACAAGGUGAAGAUGCACUGCAGAAAGCUAUCAGCAUCCUCAGUGAGCAGGAAGGCUGGAUUGUUGAAACUGUUGCAGCAAAUGGUGACAAAGUCCUGAGUAAGGUAUUGCCUGGCAUUGGAAAGGUGUUCAGACUAGAGGUACUGUUAGAGCAACAUCCUGACAGCCUUUACGGAGAGCUGGUGGGAAACAUGGAGCAGAUGGGGGAGUGGAACCCAAAUGUGAAGCAGGUCAAGAUUCUUCAAAAAAUCGGCAAGGACACUAUGGUGACUCAUGAGGUGUCAGGAGAUACACCAGGCAAUGUAGUGGGGCCUCGGGAUUUUGUCAGCGUUCGAUGCGCAAAGCGCCGAGGCUCCACCUGCUUCUUGGCUGGAACGUCCACUCAACAUCCAGAGAUGCCAGAGCAGAGGGGUGUGGUCCGGGGAGAGAAUGGGCCCACAUGCAUAGUUAUGAAGCCCAGCAGUGAAGACCCAAAUAAGACCAAAUUCACCUGGUUACUAAAUAUAGAUUUAAAGGGCUGGAUCCCAAAGACCAUCAUCAAUAAAGUGCUCUCCCAGACACAGGUGGACUUUGCCAACCACCUCAGGCAAAGAAUGGCCUGUCAGGUUACCGCGGAGAUGGCUCACACCUGCUGA
Molecule: messenger RNA, 861 nt
Organism: Nerophis lumbriciformis (worm pipefish)
Lineage: Eukaryota; Metazoa; Chordata; Actinopteri; Syngnathiformes; Syngnathidae
Source: RefSeq, a predicted model, not a curated record